AGUUUUAUGUAAGAUUCAUAAUUGAUAUUUAAGUUGGUAGUUUCUAUCCCCAGUGGAAGAUCACCUUUGUGACCAAAACAACUCAAGAUGGCGAAAGGUGGAAUUGUUCUCUUAGGCGAAAGCUUCUGCAAAUUAAGACGCAUAGUCGUAGCAGUGACACUUGUGGGCCUGAUGGCGUGUAGGAGUGCUGGUGCCCAGAGUGUGACCUACACCUUCACUCAGUUUCCGUACAAGGAAACUGUCAGUAAUGAAAAGGUUUGGUCUGAGUAUGAGGUAGCAUGUGCUCAGUCUCCACGAUGCCUUGAACUGCGUGGAGUACACCACACUCGCUGUGUUCGCCAGUGUGUGUCACCUUCAUGCUACCUUGACAUCUACACUCAUGAUGAACUUGAAGAAGGAGAGAUUGAUGUGCGCCUGUCUUCCUUCAAGGGUUGUUUCCUUCAACGAAUGUCUCGAAAGAGACACCCCUGAGGCAACCCUAAUCCCACCCUCAGCCACCCAAGGUCCACUACCACCAAAGUGCCACUCACACCUGACCCACUGACACAACUGUGGACCCGAUGGCUCAUCAGGGAUUUAGAGGAAGUGGCACUUAUGGUAUAUCCAUGGCCUAGGAUGCCUGUAACCAGAUUUUAAAUGAAAGAAUUAUGUAAUUAUUUGAUUAACAAUGUUUGGCAUUCUGUAAUUGCUGCAUCAUUUAUUGUUCAGUGUUUUAUUGAGUGGGUUUAACAAACUUUGCCAAUUCUGUAAUUGGAUACGUUUUUGGAUGUUGGUUUUAUACAAUUUGUAGGUAUUGGAGAGCACAAAUACUGAGUUUUAAAGUUUGAAGAGUAGAGAAUGAGUAAUAUGAAAUAUAUUUGUCAAGAUCAUAUGAGAGGAUGGCAAGCUGUCCUUUUGUAUAUGUAUCUUGCUAAGGGGUCUUUGAUAGUACAUCUAAAAUGAAAACCUACCAGUUAGAGUAGGGGGGUGCAUCAGAAAAAGGCAGUUACCACUGUGGGACCUGCCACUUCUUAGGCAGACUUGCUAACCAUUGCACCUUUGUCACUAUGGUGACAACCCUCACCCACAUUGCUUUUCCCAGGAAGAUUGCAUAACCAUCCAGCUUUCAGUGCAUGACUUUUAUGUCAUCUGUGUCAACAACACUCCCUGCUGCUGCCAUAGAGUGAGAUUCCUGACUUUGCAUCCCUUUUUCCACUCUCAAAAUAUGAGAUACUUGUACAUCAUGUCUUGUUAAUACCUCUCUCAGUGCUAGUAUAGGUAUUACUUGAGGUUGCAACCACCUACUAUAACUUUUCUCACCAAUAUGUAUUUUGAGCUGUCAGUAUCACAAUGAGGUCCUACAAAGUUUCAACCUGCCUCUUCACUAUAUAAAAGUACUGGGAGAUAAGUUCACUUGGAGCUUGUUUGUGCUCAAAGAAAUAUUGGCACAAAAUAUCUUGCUUGGUUCUCCUUUUCACUGGUUUAUCCAUCCUCUUCUAUGUUCAGACUGAUCUGCUGUUUCUCGUUAAAUUUUGCCCACCUCCACCACACAUUGAAGGUCUGAAAAGCAUAACAAACAUAAUGUACUGCACAGCAUCACUGUUUGAUCACUUCUAGCUUUGCCAUAGUAACAGACUUCCUUCAUGACACAAAUGCCACCAGUGGGAUCGCUCAAGUGUUUACUGGUGGGCGGGUGCAGCAGGUGCCAGCAGCAUGCCUAGCCCAUUGUCUUCCUCUUGGAGCCAGAUAUGGCUUGCAGCUUCCAUACCUGUGUGUUAUAAUCCAAUUAGGAUAAUGUCCACUGAUGUGGCUUAGUUAAUGGAGCAUUAAGGACAGACAGCCUCUGCUUCCUAUAGAAAACUGGCAAUGGCAGAGAAGGGAGGAAAUGUGAGAAUUAUCACUUGUAAGACAUCUGUGGUGUAACAGUUAGCACGUAUGCUUAGUAAAUGGAAGGUGCUGAGUUUCAUCACUGGGUGGUGACUGCUUUUUUAUGGUAAACUGCUCCUCUAACAUGAAGCAGUGAGUAGGAUCUAGUGGAGCGAUUCACAUUCCACGGACUGGCCUCAGGAGGCACACAUGGUAAAGAAGGAAAUAGCCUUAGUGGGGUUAUAUUAGUGUUGUCUUCUCUGAGUUUACCUACUUAGAUAAUUUUUUUCUUUGUCAUGGUUGUCUACACCUUAACUAAUCUUGGAAAGAAGUUAAGAUGACUCAUGGUCUAUGAAGACAGCUAGCUAUUUGGCACCUAUGGCUCUGUGUAGACUGUUUCUGUUUAAAUUAUAUGCAGUCAGUCUUAUUUGUCUACAUUUAAAAAAAAAAAUGUAGAAGCAUGUUCUUAUUGUUAUAAGUAAGGAUGCACCAGCAAUACAAUCAGUGACAUUCAUUAUCAGAACUCCUGCCAAUAUGAGUUUCACAUUACAUCUUGCCCCUCCUUUCUCUGAGAAAAUCUGCCAGAAAAUAAUUACUGUAUUUGAUGGCUCAUAAGAUGCAUGGGCUCAUAAGAUGCACCCAGUUUUGGCAGAUAUUGAAACUAAAAAAAAGAUAAAUGAGCAGAUUUAAGCUCUGAAUAGAAAGUGAAGGAUUUCACCUGAUAUAUGAAGACUCUCACAUGCAUUUAGAUCAUUAUUAGAUCCCAAUAUUUUGCGUUUGGAAACUUAAAUAUUUGCUAUUAGCCUAUGUAGCAAUCCUGUUGUGAGAUGUAAACAUGUACCUGGCAUAUGGUACUGGCAGUGACUGUGAGAGACUAUACGGGUAAUAAUCAUAACUUUUUUAUAUAUGUAUAUAUAUUUUUUUUUACAUGUAUGCAAGAUAAGAAUGUUAAAAGAUAGGUACAAUUUUAAUUGUAUGAAAGUGUGUCUUACCUCAAUGUGUAACGACAUCACACUAUAAAGAACACUGAACUUUGCCCGUGUCAAGAUCAAGAUCAUCGACCAUGUAUUUGUUUUAGUACACACAGCUCUAUUACACAAGGUGGAAUCAAAAGUUUUUCUUCUCAUCAACUCUCCUCCUCUACUGACUGUCUUCAGUCUCUGUCUCACUACCAGAAUAUUGCUUCUCUUGCUAUCUUUUACUGCUAUUUUCAUGUUAACUGCUGUGUUGAUUUUGUUAACUGCAUGCCUCCCCCCCUCCUGCAGCCUUGCUGCACAAAGCUUUCUUCUUCUGCUCAUCCUUAUUCUGUCCAAGUCUCUAAUGCAAGAGUUAACCAGUACUCUCAUUCUUUCAUUCCUUUCUUUGGUAAACCUCUGGAACUCCCUGCCAGUGUCUGUAUUUUAAACUUAUUACUUGACUUCAUUCAAGAGGGAGGUUUCAAGACAUUUGUCCCUAUCUUUUGGCUAAUUCUUUCAGCUCUGUAAAGCGACUGGUGACUGAUUGGCCCUUUUUUUCUAUUUUUUUUUGUUGCCCUUGACUUAUCCUUCUUUUGUACAUGAAAAAAAGAAAAAAAUGUAAUGUGUGGUGCAUGGUCACUCAGGCAAAUUCUUCCUGACUGGUGCCAUCCUAUAUGAAUUACCAGUAAGUAUGACUUAUUAUAUAUCACAUCUUUUUGAAAGAAAGAGUUGUUUUGUGGUAUAGUACCAGUCACCACUUUGUUUAAUGUGCAAAGAUGUCUGGGAUUUGAUUUAAGAGCCUCUGUUGCCACCAGCCAGUGCCUCAAUGUUGAACCUUGGUCUCAUAGCGUGCAGGCUCAUUUCCUGAGACUUGUUUUUUGGGGAAAAGGUGUGUCUUAUGAACCAUCAAAUACAGUACAUAGGAGCUUAAAGGCCUGUAUACACUAGGGGCAAGUAUGCACUCAGUGUUGUAGGAACAUGUUUAUUUUAAGAGUUUUAAACACUGUACAGCAUUAUCCCACUCAUGGGAAGUUCCCAUUUUGUAUUGCUGGGGCAGUGUUACACCAACCAUCUGAGAGGAUGGAUGUUUCCAGACACACUGGCAGUUACAGCAAAAAAAUUUGAAUGGACCAAGAAAGUCACACUGCACUUCAUAGAAAUUCUGAAGAACAUCCUUGCCUGUAGAAUAUAAAAAGUAAGGAAUACAAGAUGAAAAUAUGAGAAAUAAAAGUUUAGAAAGAAUUCUAAUAGAAAAGUAGUCCUUCGAAGCACACAGCUUUCCCUCUCUCAAAUCUGAAUGGUGACUGAACACCACAUAACGUGUCUUGCAGCUUUGCUUCCUAGUACAUAUGCUCGUGUUACUUCAGCACCAUCCAUGUUUCAUGAGGCUAAGUGAAUCCACACAGUGUAUAUGGGGCUUUAGGUUAGUCCUUCACAUGUUUUUGGAAGCUUAGAGUAAUAAAUUUAGUGUAUCUCAUAUUGACAUGAGGGGAAAUUAUCAUCUGUGACUGCUCCUUGCUUCACCUAACAAAACAGCUGUGUUUGUUUCAAACAAAGUGUUCUACUGAGGUGACAUGUGAUGCUCUUAUCUCCUCCAAAACUAUGGUGCUUCUUCUGAAUGUUUCCUUCCUGUUUAAUUCAAUCUAGCAUAAUGAAAUAACAUCAUGACAUCAAACUUUAAGGAAACAUUAAGUAUUUGUGGACUGACUUCUAAGACAAUAACAAAUAAGUUUUAGGUGUUUGAUGUGUUGUUAUGAAAGAUCACAUUUUCUAUUAAAUUCUUGUAUCAAAUUAGAUGCUACCAAAAUUAACUUUUCUAAAAGUGACUGUUUAGGUUACAAACUAUAAAAUGUAUGUAAGUAAAAUAUUUAAUUUUUAUUAUUGGAAAGAUUGUUGGCAAUGCUUACAUAUCUUUUCUGAAGAAUCUUUAUGUGUGUGUGUGUGUGUGUGUGUGUGUGUGUGUGUGUGUGUGUGUGUGUAUUUACCUAGUUGUAUUUACCUAGUUGUAGUUUUACAGGGCCUGGGCU
Messenger RNA from Portunus trituberculatus (swimming crab), 4828 nucleotides. RefSeq lists its product as uncharacterized. The coding region runs from base 88 to 471 and encodes 127 amino acids. The transcript has 4 exons. The record is from RefSeq and is a predicted model, not a curated record. Lineage: Eukaryota; Metazoa; Arthropoda; Malacostraca; Decapoda; Portunidae.